Messenger RNA from Lucilia sericata (common green bottle fly), 1615 nucleotides. RefSeq names its product crossover junction endonuclease MUS81 (gene mus81). Gene Ontology annotation, biological process: DNA catabolic process; resolution of meiotic recombination intermediates; mitotic intra-S DNA damage checkpoint signaling. Gene Ontology annotation, cellular component: nucleus; Holliday junction resolvase complex. Gene Ontology annotation, molecular function: 3'-flap endonuclease activity; crossover junction DNA endonuclease activity; DNA binding. The transcript has a single exon. Lineage: Eukaryota; Metazoa; Arthropoda; Insecta; Diptera; Calliphoridae. The coding region runs from base 292 to 1551 and encodes 419 amino acids. The record is from RefSeq and is a predicted model, not a curated record.
GUUAUUUCAAUUUCGGGCACAGGCGCUAGAUGGCGCAUUAGUUUUCGGUUUGUAUAUGGACUAAACGACCAAUUUCCAGUACUAUUAAAAUAAACAAAACAAAAAGCAAUAAAAAUUGAGAACAUAAAUAAAACGAAAGUUUGUAGACGUACAUACAUCCAUACAUAUCUAUGUACAUACAUAUAUUAGAUGAAAUGAACUUAAAAGCAUAAAAAACAAGGCUCUGUUUAAUUGUGACUACAUUUUAUAUUAAUAAAUUUCUUAUAUUAUUUUGUUAAUAAAAGAAAAUCCAUGUCCGUACAACGUUUGGAACUAAGACUACAAAAUCCCAACGCAAUUUUUGAGAGUUGGUUAGAGCGUUGGAUACAAGAAGCCGAAACCAAAGGAAGUAAAUCACAGUACAAAUUGCGCGAAGCAUUGGAUGCACUGAAAAUGUAUCCCCUUCCGUUGUCUUCUGGCAGGGAAUGCGCCAUACUUAGAGGUUUUGGUUCAACACUUUGUAAUCUAAUAGAUCAAGAAAUGCAAAAGCAGAUGACAAAAGCCGAAGCUAUUGGUUUAAAUAGCAGUUUGUAUGAGGAAGACCUAAAAAUGGUAGUGGAAUCUGUAAAGAAAACUAGGAAAAAAGUUCUAUCGUCUAAAGAAAAGACAAUAAAAUUAACAAAAAAACAACAAAAAGCUAUUGCCGAGGAAGAGGAACGUAAUAAACAAGUUUCGAUGAGUCCCGGAACAUUCAGAAUCCUACUUCUGUUAGACACACAGGAGACAAGUGGAAAAAAUAAAAAAACCUUGGAUCAAACACGGGGUUAUUUAGAAUCUUUAAGUGUUGCAUUUGAAGUGAGGCGUUUAACUGUUGGAGAUUUUCUUUGGAUUGCACGCGACAAAGAAGGUAAUGAGUUGGUUCUCCCAUAUAUAGUCGAACGCAAACGAAUGGAUGACUUAGCAUCUAGUAUUAGAGAUGGGCGAUUUCAUGAGCAAAAACAUCGUCUCCGUCAAAGCGGGAUACAACAUAUUAUUUAUCUAAUAGAAGAUUAUGGGGAUAAUGAGCAUUUGGGUCUUCCCUUAGAUAAUCUUAAACAAGCUCUUAGUAAUACUUUAAUUCAGAACAAUUUUGCUAUAGAACACACCGAAAACCAUCGCCGGUCUAUGAUGUAUUUGCAAGGCUUAACAAAUUUGUUCAUAAGUCUUUAUAAAAAUAAAGUUCUUCUAAGUUGUGAAAAAGAAGAUAUUCAAAUCAGUGAACCUAGCCAACGUAUGGUGGGUCUGUUGAAAUUUAAGGCGCUCUAUGAUGAUUCUGCUCGUAAUGCCCACCUGACAAUUCGAGAGGUAUUUGUUCAGCAGCUAUUGCAAUUACAUUCCUUGUCUCUAGAAAAGGCUUUGGCUAUUGUGUCGGUCUAUCCUACACCUCGGUGUUUAAUGGAUGCUUACGAUAGUUGUGAAUCUGUUACUGAUGCUCGCAAUCUAUUGACCAAUAUAUGUUGUGGGCAAUUGGAAAGACCAUUAGGUGAUAAACUAAGUCAUGCAAUAUAUGACUUUUAUCAUAAUGAUUUUUAGCUUAAACAUGGUAGGUUUUAUUACUAAUAAAUUUAUAAAAUAUACUUAACUACAUACAGUGGAA